AACUUACAUGGUAACCAGUUUCUUUAAAAAGGUGCCUGACUAAUACACAUAUAUACACUCAAUGUAUAUAUGGAGUAUUUCAGAAUCCACUACUGAUGGCCACUACUGGUCUUAAGUUUUAUUGUCCAAUUAGAAACUGCAGUACAGAAAGGAAGUAAUUUAAAUUAGAAACAGUCUCUUUAUUAUAUAGAAUAUUUAUUUAUGAAAUGGAAAAUGUCGAGCCAGAUAAUCACAGUGAAAAUAUUGAAAUCUGCAAUUUUUGUUGUCUGUAACUGCUCUGAUAACCACAGUGCUGCGCAAAAGCCUCGAGCCUCUCCUCUUUUCUUUAUAUUUUGCUAGGAAAAUGGAAAAUAGACACUGCAAUUUGUUGAAACGAGUGCAAACAUGCAUGGAAAUGCAGUAUAUAAGGCAAAAACAGGUAGUUUGUACAAUUCUAAUGAGCUUGAAAGUCCAUGUUUGGCAUGGCUUCUUUUAUUUUUCAACAUACACUGAACUCUUGUAGACGAGCUUUCUGGUAAUUUGAUUUCAUAGUCUUGAAGUCUUAAUAGUUUUCCAGGCUUCUUGAAACGCUCAAAGCUCUUCUUUCAAUGUUCGCUGCAGUUUGUUCCGUUCUCUGUAAAGAUGAUCCCACACUGAUUAAGUAAUGUUGAGGUCCAGGCUCUGGGGAAACCAAUUCAUGACUGAUAGUGAUCCACUGUGUAUCUUUUUCUAUUCAUGCUUGCUUUUACUUUAUUAGCAGUGUGUUUGGGAUCAUUGUGAUGCUGAAAAAUGAAGCUGUCACCAAUCAGAUUCUUUCCAGAAGGUGUUGCACGGUGGAUCAGAAUCUAACAGGACUUUUCUGCAUUCAUAAUUUAAUAGAUUCUGACACAAUUCCCAGCAUCACAGGCUGUAAAUGCAGCUCCAAACUAUGGCAGAGUUUCCACCAUGUUAUUUUUUUUUUAGAUGGCUGUAGACACUCACUGUUCUCCUGAUCUCCUCUUGUGUAAUUUGUCAUACCUCAGCCUUUUCUCACUCUUUUCCUUCCUUAAGAAUUGCUUGUAGACAGCCACCCUUCCACUGAGACAAUUUCUGAAGGACCAAACCACUAUCACAAAAAUACUUCUGAAACCCUGUAUCUUUAUCUAUGUUUAAAAUAAUCAGUAUUACUCAACAUGAAUAAAUCAGUUUCCUUCUAUUACAACAGAGAUUUGCCAUGGAAGACUCCAUUGAAGUAAUUCUGCAAAACUAUAGCGGGGUCUUCCCUACCAACAGACCUCAUCCCAUCUUCUCAGCCUGCACAGGUGCUCUGCUUACAGGCCUGUACGGAUUAUGGAGCCUCUUCACCCUACCGGGCUUCCGCAAAAUCCCAUGGAGGCUCAAGGUGCCCUAUUUGCCCUCCAGUAAAGAUCAGACUGCGAACGUGAUGAAGCUGCUUGAGGGUAGAUCAGGUUGCUUGGCAGAUCUGGGAUCAGGAGAUGGAAGACUGGUAUUUGCAGCCUCUGCUGCUGGUUUCCAGUCCACAGGCUUUGAAAUAAACUCCAUUUUAGUGGCAUAUGCCAGGAGCAAGGCCUGCUGGACAGGAGUCCCCUCCAGUCAGGCAGUCUUUGUUAAAAAAGAUUUCUGGAAGACUGAUUUGUCUUCAUACAAUAAUGUGACAGCGUUCCUUGCUCCGGGAGUGAUGGAGGUGCUUGGAGAGAAGCUGUUGAAAGAGCUUUCAGAUGACGCGCUUGUUAUCGCUUGUCGCUUUCCUUUCCCUAACUGGCCACAGCAGUCAUCCGCUGGCUUCGGACUUGAUCAGACCUUUGCUUACGACAUCAGCACCGUGCGCUCGUACCUUACAAGCGAAGCAAAACCAGCAGUGCAAUAAAAUUACAGCACUUUCUAGAAUUGUCACUCAAAACAGCACUGUACCCUCCUAGGACUUUGUUCUUGGACAGUAAGUGCAAGAUAAUAUGAUAAGACAAAGAGAGUAUAAAUUGGUAGUCUGGCAGUUAUAAACACUGACCAGGAGAGAUCGUUCAAAGAAGUCUUUGAACAUGGAAGGACUCUGAAUAGGCAGCAAAAUGUCAGGAUGAUUUCACCUGACAUGUGUACUAUUUUUUAAGUCUUUGCACUUAAAAAAAGAGCCAAUGGAGUUUAAGCCAUAAUGCUGAAGUCCUUGUUUUAAAUGUUAUCAUGCUUCACUAUAAAGAAUAUGUUUGUGACUGACUGCACCUCUCCUCGAGAGCUCUCACACUGCAAGCCAUUUAUUUCCAGCAUCAGCACUAAUAUGUCCUCACUGGGAUGCUGCAGGAGAGAGUCUGUGAAUAGUUUUGUUUCAUUUUGGUUUUGUGACACUGACAUUAAAUUCAAAUGCUGUGGUUUCUUGUGUGUGUGGCUUUUCUAAAAUAAAUGUCUGCGGCCACAGCUG
This is a messenger RNA of Pelmatolapia mariae (spotted tilapia), 2389 nucleotides long. RefSeq lists its product as uncharacterized. Lineage: Eukaryota; Metazoa; Chordata; Actinopteri; Cichliformes; Cichlidae. Gene Ontology annotation, molecular function: protein-lysine N-methyltransferase activity. The transcript is spliced from 6 exons. Gene Ontology annotation, cellular component: mitochondrion. The coding region runs from base 1193 to 1846 and encodes 217 amino acids. The record is from RefSeq and is a predicted model, not a curated record. Gene Ontology annotation, biological process: peptidyl-lysine trimethylation; positive regulation of proton-transporting ATP synthase activity, rotational mechanism; regulation of mitochondrial ATP synthesis coupled proton transport.